Pongo pygmaeus (Bornean orangutan) is the source of this 2302-nucleotide messenger RNA. RefSeq names its product alkylglycerol monooxygenase (gene AGMO). Gene Ontology annotation, cellular component: endoplasmic reticulum. Gene Ontology annotation, molecular function: iron ion binding; glyceryl-ether monooxygenase activity. Lineage: Eukaryota; Metazoa; Chordata; Mammalia; Primates; Hominidae. Bases 905 to 2242 code for a protein of 445 amino acids. The record is from RefSeq and is a predicted model, not a curated record. Gene Ontology annotation, biological process: lipid biosynthetic process. The transcript has 14 exons.
UGUGGACCCAGGCCUCACUGUGCUCUUGGGGGCUCAGGAAGGCCCCCCACCUCAGCAGUUUGGAGGUGUGUGCUCCUGCUGCCUGGCUUCUCCUCACUCCUGGCAUACAUGCUCCAAUCUUGGAGUGAGGAUAGGGCAGAGCCUGGGCACUGUUGCAACCCAGGCGGGUGUGCGCACUCUUGGGGCAGUGCUCACACACACCUUCCCCUUGCAACCAUGGCCCCUUUAAACUCUGGGCACCAGCAAGCAUGGGAGGGAAGGCUGAGAGGGUGCUGAAGGCAGUUUGGUGCUAAUCUGCAGGCACCCCUUGGCACAGACAGCCUGGGCACCAUGAAUGGGGACAGAAAGCAGACAGAUUCCUGGGCAAAAGUGGGCGGGUCUCUGGUGAAGCCUUGCCUUCAAGUCAGCAAGGGCCUGAAGCCUGGGGACCGGAGAGCUGGUCCAGCAGACUUGAGUGGGUCUUUGUGGUGCUUUUUCAGGCCACUGGCCACUGCCCAUGGACCAAUCAGCAUGCACUUCCUCUCCUCUGAGGCCCAUAAAAGCCUCAGACCCAGCCAGACUCAAGUAGAGGAUGGAACGACCAGCUGCAGAGGGGAGCUGCCCACCCCAGGGUCUCCUCUCUGCUGAGAGCUGAAGGGACAACAGCACGGCCAGCUGUGGAGAGGAGCUUUCCACUCCAGGGUCUCCUCUCUGUGGAAGCUGAACACUCACUGGGACACGCCAGCUGCAGAGAGGAGCUACUCACUAAUCGGCUGUUGAGUGUGCUCUCAAUGGAGCUUUGGUUUUAGCUGUUCUCUGACAAAGAGCUUGUUCUGAGCUGCACAUCUCGUCCUCUUUGUUCAGCCUCAGGCUUCAAGCAUUCAAUCCUAAAUAUUCUCCAGCUGGGAAUCAGACAAGGGCAGAAAUGAAGAACCCAGAAGCUCAGCAGGAUGUUUCAGUUUCCCAGGGAUUUCGCAUGUUGUUUUACACGAUGAAACCCAAUGAAACUUCAUUCCAAACAUUAGAAGAGGUGCCUGAUUAUGUAAAAAAGGCAACUCCAUUUUUCAUUUCUUUGAUGCUGCUUGAACUUGUUGUCAGCUGGAUUCGCAAAGGAAAGCCACCAGGUCGCCUGGAUGAUGCUUUAACGUCAAUCUCAGCUGGUGUUUUGUCUCGACUUCCAAGUCUAUUUUUCAGGAGCAUUGAACUGACCAGUUAUAUUUAUAUCUGGGAAAACUACAGGCUGUUCAAUUUGCCUUGGGAUUCUCCAUGGACUUGGUAUUUAACCUUCUUAGGAGUUGACUUUGGCUACUACUGGUUCCAUCGUAUGUCUCAUGAAGUUAAUAUUAUGUGGGCCGGACACCAAACACAUCAUAGUUCUGAAGACUAUAACUUAUCCACAGCACUGAGACAGUCUGUCCUCCAGAUAUAUACUUCCUGGAUUUUCUACUCUCCCCUGGCCCUCUUCAUACCCCCUUCAGUAUAUGCUGUUCAUCUUCAGUUCAAUCUUCUUUACCAAUUUUGGAUCCACACAGAGGUCAUCAAUAACCUUGGUCCUUUGGAACUGAUUCUUAAUACUCCUAGCCAUCAUAGGGUUCAUCAUGGCAGAAAUCGUUAUUGCAUAGACAAAAAUUAUGCUGGUGUUCUUAUUAUUUGGGAUAGAAUUUUUGGGACAUUUGAAGCAGAAAAUGAAAAAGUUGUAUAUGGCUUAACACAUCCCAUUAAUACCUUUGAACCAAUCAAAGUGCAGUUCCAUCACUUAUUUUCCAUAUGGACUACAUUCUGGGCCACACCUGGAUUCUUCAAUAAGUUUUCUGUCAUAUUUAAAGGACCAGGAUGGGGUCCAGGUAAACCAAGACUUGGUCUAAGUGAAGAAAUUCCAGAGGUCACUGGCAAAGAAAUUCCCUUCUCAUCAUCUUCAUCUCAGCUAUUAAAGAUAUAUACAGUUGUACAGUUUGCUCUGAUGUUAGCAUUUUAUGAAGAGACCUUUGCAGAUACAGCUGCACUGUCGCAAGUUACUCUCCUUCUGAGGGUUUGCUUCAUUAUUCUGACCUUGACUUCCAUUGGAUUUCUUCUGGAUCAAAGACCCAAGGCAGCUAUUAUGGAAACACUCCGUUGCUUGAUGUUCUUAAUGCUGUACAGAUUUGGUCACCUGAAGCCUCUUGUCCCUUCCUUGUCAUCUGCUUUUGAGAUUGUUUUUUCCAUUUGCAUUGCUUUCUGGGGAGUUAGAAGCAUGAAACAACUCACCUCUCGCCCUUGGAAAUAAUCUGAAUUUGUACAUAAUUCUUUUCUUUUAAUGAGUUGUCCACAAGCAUAUUAUGACUGC